GUUGGAACCGCGCUGCCUGCCAGACCCCGCCGCCCGGAUCCCCUGCUCUGUCCGCCGCCCCACGUGACCGCGCCGACCCCCAGCUCCACCGCAGAGCCCCCUCGCCAUGGCCCUCUUUGAGGCCCUCUUCCUAACGCUGCUGGCGGGCGCUCACGCCGAGCUCCCUGGCUGCAAGAUCCGCAUCACCUCCAAGGCGCUGGAGCUGGUGAAGCAGGAGGGGCUUCGCUUUCUGGAGCAAGAGCUGGAGACUAUCACCAUUCCAGACCUUCGGGGCAGAGAAGGCAGCUUCUACUACAACAUCUCUGAGGUGAAGGUCUCGGAGCUGCAGCUGACAUCCUCCGAGCUCCAUUUCCAGCCAGAGCAGGAGCUGAUGCUACAAAUCACCGACGCCUCCUUGGGGCUGCGCUUCCGGAGACAGCUUCUCUACUGGUUCUUCUAUGAUGCGGGCUAUAUCAACGCCUCCGCCGAGGGCGUGUCCAUCCGCACCGCUUUGCUGCUCUCCCGCGAUCCCACUGGCCGGAUCAAAGUGUCCAACGUCUCCUGCCAGGCCUCUGUCUCCAGAAUGCACGCAGCCUUCGAGGGAACGUUCAAGCAAGUGUAUGAAAUCCUUUCCACGUUCAUCACCUCAGGGAUGCGCUUCCUCCUCAACCAGCAGAUCUGCCCUGUGCUCUACCACACAGGGACGGUGCUGCUCAACUCCCUUCUGGACACUGUGCCUGUGCGCAGUUCUGUGGACGAGCUCGUCGGCAUUGACUACUCUCUCCUGAAGGAUCCUGCAGCCUCCACCAGCAGCCUGGACAUGGACUUCCGGGGGGCCUUCUUUCCCCUGGCCGAGGGGAACUGGAGCAUGCCCAACCGGGCGGUGGAGCCCCAGCUGCAGGAGGAGGAGCGCAUGGUGUACGUGGCCUUCUCUGAGUUCUUCUUCGACUCCGCCAUGGAGAGCUACUUCCGGGCGGGGGCCCUGCGGCUGUCACUGGUGGGGGACAAGGUGCCCCAAGAGCUGGACAUGCUACUGAGAGCCUCCUACUUUGGGAACAUCUUCCUACUGAGCCCGGCAGUGAUCGACUCCCCACUGAAGCUGGAGCUGCAGGUCGUGGCUCCACCGCGCUGCACCAUCAAGCCCUCGGGUACCACCAUCUCCGUCACUGCCAGUGUCACCAUCACCCUGGUCCCGCCCAACCUGCCCGAGGUCCAGCUGUCCAGCAUGACCAUGGAUGCCCGUCUCAGCGCCAAGAUGGCACUCCGGGGGAAGGCGCUGCGCACGCAGCUGGACCUGCGCAGGUUCCGCAUCUACUCCAACCAGUCUGCGCUGGAGUCGCUGGCACUGAUCCCGCUACAGGCCCCUCUGAAGACCAUGCUGCAGAUUGGGGUGAUGCCCAUGCUCAACGAGCGGACCUGGCGGGGGGUGCAGAUCCCACUGCCCGAGGGCAUGGACUUUGUGCAUGAAGUGGUGACAAACCAUGCGGGCUUCCUCACUGUUGGGGCCGACCUCCACUUUGCCAAAGGGCUGCGAGAGGUGAUUGAGAAGAACAGGCCUACUGAAACCAGGGACCCCACGGCAUCCAGUGCCCCACCACCCUCCACAGCAGCGGUCUGAGCCCUCAACCUCCACCCUGGCAGCUACAUUCAGGACUCUAAGGCCUCUCAGGCCCUCCCUCACCCACUCCCAGCCUAUAGUGACGAACCUCUCACUGUCCUCUCUAACCCCCAGUGCCACAGAAAAGACAGGGUUUUAAGCUGUACACAAUUUAUUUCCAUAAUCACAGUCAAUCUAUCAAUUAUAGUCCCUCCAUUCCCUCCCA
Diceros bicornis minor is the source of this 1802-nucleotide messenger RNA. It is a transcript of the gene PLTP, whose product is annotated as phospholipid transfer protein. Gene Ontology annotation, molecular function: phosphatidylethanolamine transfer activity; phosphatidylcholine intramembrane carrier activity; phosphatidic acid binding. The coding region runs from base 107 to 1597 and encodes 496 amino acids. The record is from RefSeq and is a predicted model, not a curated record. NCBI's taxonomy places the organism in Eukaryota, Metazoa, Chordata, Mammalia, Perissodactyla, Rhinocerotidae. The transcript is spliced from 16 exons. Gene Ontology annotation, biological process: high-density lipoprotein particle remodeling; phospholipid transport; ceramide transport.